CUGCCGAGCCGGCGGCGAAAUGGAGACGGCAGCGACUGGGAGCGAGGAGCCGGGCGCGGCGGAAGGGCCCGUGGAGGCAGCAGCGGGGCAGGAAGAUGGCGGCUGCGAGGGUCUGUGGGAGCUGCCCGUGGAGCGCUGCGUGAGGCGGGCGGAGUGCGGGCGCUGCAGCCGUCCUCGGAAAGUGUGUUUGUGUCCAUUCUUCCCUGUACAUCCUCUAAAAGUCUCCACCUGCUUGUAUAUAAUUCAGCAUCCAGCAGAGGAAAGUCGAGUAUUACGGACAGUGCCUCUUCUAGCUGCAUGCCUCCCUGGAGACAAGUGUAAAGUCUUGAUUGGCCGACGUUUUGGUGAGGAUAGAAGCCUGGUACUGUGGCACCUUUAUUUCAGGUAUCCUGAAUUAGCAGCUGUGUGCCGAAAUUCUAGUACUCUAAUUCUGUAUCCUGGAGCUGAAGCAGCUAAUUUGGAAGAAGUGGCUUUGAUCUUCCCAAGUCCAUCCACAAUCAUCAUCAUUGAUGGAACAUGGAGUCAGGCUAAAGAUAUAUUCUACAAAAACUCUCUUUUCCGGCUUCCUAAGCAGGUGCAACUGAAAACAAGCAUUUCAAGUCAAUAUGUAAUUCGUACCCAGCCAACAAACACCUGCCUUUCUACACUUGAAUGUGCAGCUAUUGCCCUUGCCAUCAUGGAAAAAAAUGAUGGUAUUCGGGAGACUAUACUCCGCCCUCUUCAAGCUUUGUGCUCUUUCCAACUUCAGCAUGGUGCCCAGAUCCAUCACAGCAAGGAGCAUCUUCUUAAAAAUGGUUUAUAUGACAAGCCCAUGCCAAAGAAUAAACGCAAGCUCAGGAGAAUGGAACUCUUAGUGAAUAAUGUUAAAAUCUAGAAAGACUGCACACACAGUACUAUGGAAUUAAUUUUUUUAUAGCUAACAAACACAAUUUGAUAUUGGAUUGUUCCAAAUAGCCAUCCGUAUGGUAAUAGACCUUUUAAACCCUUUGUAUUCAGGAGGCUUCCUGUCAAUAAUGCCAACUACAGUAAUAGGCAGCAUGUUUAGUUUUGUUGUUAUACUAGGCCAGAUGUCUUUGUUCAAGUGAUAACCCCCUGUAGAGGGGAGGAAAACUGCAGUGAAUAAUUUAGAGCUAUGUUGUCUCUAUAGUCAGUGUUUGAUCCCCAUUAAGACUGGAUAGAUUUACUUUGGGGAAGCUUUUUCUCAGUACUGAAGAACAGGAAGUCUGUUUAAGUAGGUAGUGGUAAGGGUAAGGAUCCAGUAUUUGGAAGAAUAUUGAAUUACUUCUCAGCAUUUAAAUUGUAAUCAGUAAUUACAAUAGAGUAUAACUAUAAAUGCCUAUAUUAGUUAAUCUGAACAUAAGGAAAUGUGAUGUGAGCAUUUUUGUUUUAGUUUUGUGAGGCGUUUAUUUCUUAUUUUACUAGUCUGUUAACUUGUUAUAGAUUUAUAUCCAUGUUAUUGUGCAGUCAUACUUACUUAGAGCCUGUCUGCAGUUUUCAAGGGUUUUGCUUGACUGAGAUAGGCCAAUAUAUUUUGUUCAGAUUUUAAUAAAAAAGAAAAUAUGGAAAUGGAGAUGGAGCUAAGCUUUUAUCUGAACUAUAGACCAGGUUCUGCACUCCAUACUUGAGCAAAACUCCCCUUGUCUGUGUAAAACCAGUAGAAUUUGGCCCAAAGAGCAUAUGCAGUAUACCACAUCUUAUUUAAUCCCUUUGAUUUUGGAAUUUAUAUGUAUUCCUGCACAAGUGUCUAUUGAAACCCUUUCAGAAUUGAGUAGUCUAGCCAGACUGUAAAAAUAUGUUUGCAGAUGCAUCAAAUCUUGUGGCGAAAUGAUUCUCUUUUUUUCAGCAAUCGUGGCACUGCAGUGUUGCUGCCUGCAGUGUAAGCACUAGUGAAGACAAGGAUAAGAUAUUUUUAUUUGCAUCAUGAAGCAGGUUUUCAUGACAAAAACUAGUGAUAUUAGGGCUUUACCACAGUGAAAACCUGCUUUAUGAAACUGUGGUAGUAAAAGUGCGUGAUCCCUGUCCUGACUAGUGCAGCUAUACUGGAUAGUAAUUAUUCUUAGGCCUUGCCUACUCUAGGGUAUUUUUCCCAUAAUUUAUGACUGCUGCUACCGCUGGACUCUUAAGUGGUCACCAGUGUUUUAACAACUGUGGAUUUGUCUAUAUUAGGAAAAGAGAUCAAGUUUAUGUCAGGACUAGCUAAGACCUUUUCUUUUCUAACCAUGACCUUUUCUUUAGUCUAGAUGCUAUUUAGAUAAAUCCCAUGUCUGUGGCUAACACUGGUACAGCUGAACUGGUGAUAGCAACAAUGAGACAUUAGGAGCAGAAAGACUAAUGUAGACACCCUUACUGUAGAAGCACAUUCUCUAGUGAAACAGACAAGAAUUCUUGUUUAAGUGGUAAUUAAGCUCUGUGGGUUAACACCACAUUGACUAGAAUGGAGGAUGUUCCCACUCUGCUCUUGUUUCAGUUUACCUUGUUUCAGAUUCAGUGGGACAGCAGUGCAUCCUUCAGUUUACACUGUGAAGGUUAUUUUCCCUAACAGAAGGGUUAAAUAUUUCUAUUCACAAAAUGUAAGUUCAAAUUCUGGAGAACAGAGGAAAAUCUGUGUUAAUACUCUAAAUUCACGAACAAUUGAAGUCUUAAUGGAUCAAAGAAAUAGUCUACUUAAUUGAGUUAUAAUCCUACAUGAAGUACUUCAGUACAGUAUAGUGUGUGAAUUGAAGGUUUUUUUCAAUUCUGCAUAAGGGUCAAAUUUUCCAAUGUUUAUAUGAGAGAUUUUUAUUGAUGUGAAUAAUCUCAUUGAUGUGGGGCUACUCCCGUGAGUAAUGUUUGUUACUUAAGUGAGUAAUGUUUUUAGGAUCAAGACCUAAUGUUGGAGAAGUGAAUGUCUGUUGCAGUCAAGUCUGCAGUACUGUCUGUACCAUACUAGUAGUUAUUUUAAAAAUGAAAAAAAGAUGAAGUUAUUUGUUAUGCUUCAGUUAUUAGAAUCCUAAGAUUUUACUUUCUUUGAGGAUUUUGUCGUUUUUAGUUUAACUGGGAUGGGCAUCUAGUUGCUACACAGUUGUCACAUGAAGUUACAUCAAAGCUGAUUACAUUUUUUUUGUUCAUUGCCAUUUUACAAAGAAUUAACACUUAAUUUGAUUAAAGCUGUUUUAUCUUCUUCCUCUAUGUUAAAAUCCAAUUCUGUUGCUGCAGUCCUUUCUUGAAAACCAAGCAGAUAUAUUCUCAAAUAAUAGUUCUUCACCCCUUCUAUUCAUUCUGAGCAUCCUCCUUUUCCAUUAAUCUUUUCUGGGCACAAUGAAAAGUGUUUGCACAAAGACAUUUAGGGCCAAAUUUUCCGGUAGGCCUCAAUGCAGUAUCUUUUUUUUUUUUUUUUUUUUUUUUUUUUGGUAGGCCUAAUUUUGCAGCCUCAAAUAAUUGGGUUUUAAAUUAAUUACAGGCGCAAAUAAUAGAUGUCUAAAUAUCUGAUUUGUAUGUGUGAAAAGUGGUAUAACUAUCACUUUUGCCUCCAAUUUAUUAUGGACCACAAAAUUCAAGCAGAAUUAUUUGCAGAUAUAACAUUGUGCAUGUAAAGAUGGAGGCCACUCUUGAAAACCUGGCCCUUAAUCUAUUAUUCUUGUAAACAGAAUUUUGAUUGGUUCUAUAUACUAAAUUGUUACAGUUUAAUUUCAAUAUUUUAUGUUACAUGACAGUGUCAUGCAGGUUGAUCAGUUGUAAGUUUAUUUUCAGAUUUUUAUAUUUUUGGUGAUAGUGUAUAGCUUUUUAAACAAAAUUAUGUGCAUUAACAAACAUUUUCAGAAUUUAGCAAUCUUGUCUUCAGGCCAACGGGGAUCAAACUUGGAAGUUAUAUUUUAAUAUAUGACAGUUCUCUCAAGAAAAGAUAAUACCCAAAUCUUAACUCUUUUUAUUGUGAGAGAGCUUGAAGAGCUGUCACCUACUUCCUGUAAGAAAUUUUAAUUAAAGUAAGUUUAUUUUGCAUUUUUA
Mauremys reevesii (Reeves's turtle) is the source of this 3984-nucleotide messenger RNA. RefSeq names its product DTW domain containing 2 (gene DTWD2). Lineage: Eukaryota; Metazoa; Chordata; Testudines; Geoemydidae. The coding region runs from base 20 to 874 and encodes 284 amino acids. The transcript is spliced from 7 exons. The record is from RefSeq and is a predicted model, not a curated record.